This is a messenger RNA of Strongyloides ratti, 201 nucleotides long. RefSeq names its product Cytochrome b-c1 complex subunit 9 family-containing protein. The coding region runs from base 1 to 201 and encodes 66 amino acids. Gene Ontology annotation, biological process: mitochondrial electron transport, ubiquinol to cytochrome c. NCBI's taxonomy places the organism in Eukaryota, Metazoa, Nematoda, Chromadorea, Rhabditida, Strongyloididae. The record is from RefSeq and is a predicted model, not a curated record. The transcript is spliced from 2 exons.
AUGUCUGCUUUGCCAAGCAUUAUUUACAAAACAUUUACAAAGAGAUUUUCUACAAUUCUUCUUGGAGCAACUGGAACAGUUUUUGUUUUUGACUUAGUUUUCAAUAAAGCUACUGAUGCUUACUGGGAAAAAAGAAAUCAAGGAAAACUUUGGAAAGAUGUAGAACCAUUGGUUCUUGCAAGAAUUGCCGCUGAAGAAUAG